UGGGACCGGGCGGAUACAUUUUUCGUUCGUAUAGACCAAUUUUAACAUGUAGAGCUCCGCCAUUGCGGGACGUAACUGUGUCGUAUUCUACAUUACUUAAUUGAAGGCGGGAGAACGGAAGACUGAAUAAAGUUUUGAUGCAAACGGUUCGCAUCAAAUAACUAUCUCUGUGUGAUAAAUAGUGGACUGAUGUUUUUGUAAACCAAACUGCACGGUAACUCGUAGUUUAACAACUUGCUGUUUGGAGUGUUGCAUUGAAUUUUAUUUAGGUAACUGAAAAGUCUUUUACACUGCAGGAUGUCCGCAAGAAAGCCCAAGGAAAAUGGUCAGACCAUUCUCCCUUUCGAAGCGCUGAAACUGUUAGCGCCUCCCGUGCGUCUAGUGUCCGCAGCUCUGUGGAAAGUCAUGAAGGAGAGGGACGUGAUGCAGUAUGGGAUUGUGGAAGAAUUUGUGACCUCCGCCUGCGACACAGUUCCAGGACUGCUCACUUUGAAACACCAAGCUAAACUGACAUUAGGAUUAAGAGCACGGCUAAUCUUGGAGUUGUGCAAACAGCCUGACCCAAAAACCAUUGCAGUGCAUAUGAAAAGGAUUCAAGUUCCUGCCUCACAUUCACCCUCUGCUGUAAAUAUGGAAAGGGAUAUUCGAAUUCAAGACGCAGUGAAAGACUUCCAUGCAUUCAUUCCAGUUUUGCUGACAGACAAGGCGAUGAGGAUGGGUUUUUUUAAGGAAGUAUUUCCAGUGGAUUUUGGACCAAAAUAUGACCAGGAAUUGGAGAAGCUGCUCUGGGAGUUUUUAAUCCGUCUAGACCAACUACUCCCAGUUCCCAAUCUUCCACAGACUGUGUCAUGGCUCAAUGAUGCUCCUCCUGUCUUGGAGGAGUGUGCUCGGGCAGCUACACAACCACAGCUUCUUAAAGUUCUUCUUCAGCAUCAAAGUUGUUUGGGUCACCUGGAGGCCGCAGCAUCCCUUCCUCCAAAUAUGGGAGACUCCAUCAUUGCUUCCCUUUCCCUUCCUCCCUCUGGAAAACUGCCUUCAAAUACACCAGCAGGAUUUGGAGUAUCAGAUCAGUCUUCCUUCAUGUCCCUGUGCUCUAACAAAACACCACUUAUCAAACCUGUUUUCGGACUAAUUUCUAAUGACAACAUGCCAAUGGCUAACACCAAUGAGGAAGGCAGUGAAAAUCUUCUCACAGAAUCAAAUACCAAGUAUACAGAGCUCAAAGAAAAACAAAUUGUAGGGAGUGCUGAUCAGGCAGAAAAUGGAGGAAGUUCUGGGGUGAAAAGAAAGCAUAUUGAUGGGGACAGUGCAUCAGACGAGGAAGACCUACUCAUAAAAAGUAGGUGUGUUAAAAAAAGGAUAACCAGAAAUUUACAUCAAAUCAACGGUAAGUGCCAACCAACAGAAAUGCCAGGUGACAGUAGUGAAGUACUGAAAGCCUGCUUGCGUGAUAUCGGUUUGAAAAUGAUUUGGAUUCCAGAUGAUGACUCUCACUGUGCCAUAUGGGUUUCCUGCCUAAAAAGUCAGCCCAAAGUGAAGGUUGAAAGACUACUGCUUUGUUCUGGUUAUGAUCAAGACAAAAAUCUCCCAAACCAAAGAUGUGUUUCAUCAGUCACCAUCAAGCACAACAGCACAAGCACCCAAACUCGGAGGAACAAGGCCAGUAUCCUGGUUUCAGACAAUAAAGAAAACACUACCAACCACCCAUGUUCACAAAGAUCAUCCCUACAACUCAAACGUAUCGAACAUCAGGACUCCCCAGGAGAAAAUGAAGACUAUGUUGCUGAUUCUGAAGAUGAAGCUACAAAGAACUUUAAAGGACGGCUUUUUGCUAAACGCUAUUGUAAAACCAAGCAUGGCACAUAUGUUCCUACUUUGAGGGAGUAUUGGAAACCAUGUGCAGAGAGGCGCACCCUUCUUGGUCCUGGCAGUAAACAGCGAUGAAUGGACAUUUUAAGGACUUUGA
Molecule: messenger RNA, 1966 nt
Organism: Periophthalmus magnuspinnatus
Lineage: Eukaryota; Metazoa; Chordata; Actinopteri; Gobiiformes; Gobiidae
Gene: tinf2
Product: TERF1 (TRF1)-interacting nuclear factor 2
Exons: 10
Coding region: 298-1944 (548 amino acids)
Biological process (GO): telomere capping; regulation of telomere maintenance via telomere lengthening
Cellular component (GO): shelterin complex
Molecular function (GO): telomeric repeat DNA binding
Source: RefSeq, a predicted model, not a curated record